UCUGACGGGGAGAGUGGUCCAGACCAAGUGCAGGAGGCCCCAGGAUGCCAUUCUGAGGUUCCACAGCGGACGCCUCUCCGCCUGGGCACUGUCCUCCGUGAGUAGCUCCAGGAGCCUGCUGGCCACUCACUCGGGUGCUACAUGGCCUCAAGCCAUGGCCUGCCAUCUCCCGAGGAGGACCAAUCCACCAUGCCUGAAGUCAAAGACCUUUCAGAAGCUUUGCCAGAGACAUCGAUGGAUCCCAUCACAGGAGUGGGGGUGGUGGCUUCUCGGAACCGAGCCCCAACAGGCUAUGAUGUAGUCGCACAGACAGCAGAUGGUGUGGAUGCUGACCUCUGGAAAGACGGCUUAUUUAAAUCCAAGGUUACCAGAUACCUGUGUUUCACGAGAUCAUUUUCCAAAGAAAAUAGUCAUUUAGGGAACGUGUUAGUGGAUAUGAAGCUCAUUGACAUCAAGGACACUCUGCCUGUAGGCUUCAUCCCAAUUCAGGAGACGAUGGACACACAGGAAUUGGCUUUUAGAAAAAAGAGGCUGUGCAUUAAAUUUAUCCCACGGGAUUCAACUGAAGCCGCAAUCUGUGACAUUCGGAUCAUGGGCCGGACCAAGCAGGCCCCUCCUCAGUACACAUUUAUCGGGGAACUGAACAGCAUGGGGAUCUGGUACCGAAUGGGCAAAGUACCGAGGAACCAUGACUCAUCUCAACCCACAACGCCUUCCCAGUCAUCAGCUGCUUCCACCCCGGCCCCCAACCUCCCCAGGCACAUCUCACUAACGCUCCCUGCUACCUUCCGAGGCAGGAACAGCACUCGGGCUGACUAUGAGUACCAGCACUCCAAUCUGUAUGCCAUAUCAGCAAUGGACGGUGUGCCUUUCAUGAUCUCAGAGAAGUUUUCCUGCGUUCCAGAAAGUAUGCAGCCCUUUGAUCUCUUGGGAAUCACCAUCAAAUCUCUGGCAGAAAUUGAAAAGGAGUAUGAAUACAGCUUCCGCACGGAGCAGAGCGCGGCCGCCCGGCUCCCGCCCAGCCCCACCCGGUGUCAGCAGAUCCCCCAGUCCUGAGGGGCCGGCCACCACCCUGUCCCCGUGAGGAGAAGACGCAGCUGCCCAGACUACUGAGCGCCCCUCCCUCGCCCAGGCCUUCCUGCCCACCCUUCCCUGCCGGCCCACCGUGGGGCUCACCCGGGAGACUCUGGGCAGCUGGGCUCUGACCUCCUUGGCCCUCAGCUUGCCUAACGGGACACCCCCGCCUCCCUGGGGACACUGUUCAUAAUCGCCACUAAUCUGUGUUUGCUGUAGUGACCAACAGCUCUUAACGUGUCUGUGUGACGACCGGCCCUCCUACAAAUGACCCUACCCACCCCGGGAGUCACCCCGAGGGCCCCGCACGCGUGCUGGAGCUGCCCAGUGACGCCGCCGGCUCCCUUUCCUCCUGACUGUUGCCUGCCACAGAG
This is a messenger RNA of Neogale vison (American mink), 1448 nucleotides long. It is a transcript of the gene MVB12B, whose product is annotated as multivesicular body subunit 12B. Bases 142 to 1056 code for a protein of 304 amino acids. The transcript is spliced from 10 exons. Gene Ontology annotation, biological process: regulation of epidermal growth factor receptor signaling pathway; virus maturation; viral budding. NCBI's taxonomy places the organism in Eukaryota, Metazoa, Chordata, Mammalia, Carnivora, Mustelidae. The record is from RefSeq and is a predicted model, not a curated record. Gene Ontology annotation, cellular component: late endosome; ESCRT I complex.